Messenger RNA from Lagopus muta (rock ptarmigan), 1843 nucleotides. RefSeq names its product adiponectin, C1Q and collagen domain containing (gene ADIPOQ). Lineage: Eukaryota; Metazoa; Chordata; Aves; Galliformes; Phasianidae. Bases 414 to 1154 code for a protein of 246 amino acids. The record is from RefSeq and is a predicted model, not a curated record. Gene Ontology annotation, molecular function: protein binding. The transcript has 3 exons.
CCCUUUCUCCAUCAGCUGCAGAAAAGUCUUCCAAGUUACCCAGAGCAGUGGCUGUUCACAGGCACCUGGAACAGUGGAGCCUCAGACAAGCCAGCUUUCAGGCACUGACUUCCCCAAAACAUCACUUCUCUUUGCGUUUCCUAGAAAUUCCCAAUCUGCUCUUUCUCUUCUUAUGGAUACUUUCACAAGCUGACACUUUGAACUAAACAGCAUAAGUGACCCCAAAAACAAGUGACGGCUGGAAAAGUUAAUGGCAAGACCCAACUGUUAAGCCAGUGAGUGCAACAGCAAAUGGAAAAUAGAGGAUCUUAACGAACAGCUCAUCGUGCCCUUAGGGACAGUGCUGUGCUGUCCGGACUCCAUUCCUAAGGAGACUGCAGCAACAGCCAGGACUCCCAGGAGCGGAACUCACCAUGAGGACCUCAGCAGGCUUCCUUGUUUGCUCACUGCUGCUGCUGCUGGCUUUACAUGGCACAGAGGUGGCUGCCCAGGAUGACCAGACUGACCCCAAAAUGUCAUGUGCCAACUGGAUGGGAGGAGCACCAGGACACCCUGGCCACAACGGGCUGCCUGGAAGGGAUGGCAAGGAUGGAAAAGAUGGACAAAAAGGGGACAAAGGAGAACCAGGUCUACAAGGUGCCAGAGGUGACACAGGUGAAAAGGGUGCCACAGGUGCAGAAGGACCGAGAGGAUUUCCAGGACACAUGGGGAUGAAGGGGCAGAAGGGUGAAAGCGCCUACGUGUACCGUUCCGCCUUCAGCGUGGGGCUGACGGAGCGAGCCCCCCACCCCAACGUCCCCAUCCGCUUCACCAAGAUCUUCUACAACGAGCAGAACCACUACGACAGCAGCACCGGCAAGUUCCUCUGCAGCAUCCCCGGCACGUACUUCUUCGCCUACCACCUGACGGUCUACAUGUCGGACGUCAAGGUCAGCCUCUACAAGAAGGACAAGGCAGUGAUCUUCACCUACGACCAGUUCCAGAAGAACAAUGUCGACCAAGCGAGCGGCUCCGUCCUGCUGCACCUCAGCUCGGGGGAUGAGGUCUGGCUCCAGGUGUACGGGGAGGGCGACAACAACGGGGUCUAUGCCGACAACAUCAACGACUCCACUUUCAUGGGCUUCCUCCUGUACCCAGACACGGAUGACCAUUAGAGCAGGGGGGCUACACGGGAGGGGACAAGGCUGCUUAACCCCACCUGCCUCCUGGGGCACCAGCACUACAGCUGCACUCGAUUUACCAGAAAAUUCCCCUGACCACGUGGGGACCACCAUUGCCCAGGGUGGACUCCAUCUCCCCUGAAAUCACUGACUCGACACACAGGCGACUUCCGUGGGACCAAGAGUUCACUCCUACCUCUGCUCUUGCUCUCCUGAUGGAAACCGGGGCCCCAAGUCAAACAGCACUCUGGCCACAUCAUGAAACGGUCGCUCUCAAGACGGGCCGGCUUUGCUUUUAAAUUUAAAGCUGAUUUUCAUAUAUGUUACAUUUAAAUAUCACAUUCUACCUUACCCCUUUUUGUCGCUUGAAUCCAGUUGACACAAUGGUACCUGUAUAAGCCAGCAUUACCUCCCUGCUUGAGUACAGCUGGAGCUGCUGGCCGGGCUUUGGACAUCAUCACUCCCCACCUUGUCAGGGCCUCUGAUUUCCACCCAUGGUUUGUCCUCCCUCCUCUUUAGCCCACACCUUCCCAGGUAUACAACACACAGCAGAGCUAAGGCAUUACUACAAGCACAAGACAGCAUUAAGGGCUUUGACUAAAAAUACUUCCUACAGCAGCACUUCUCAAACCCCACGGGAUUACCACACUGCACAGAGUAUCACAAUAAAGUGCUCUCUCAAU